Molecule: messenger RNA, 918 nt
Organism: Akanthomyces muscarius
Lineage: Eukaryota; Fungi; Ascomycota; Sordariomycetes; Hypocreales; Cordycipitaceae
Exons: 5
Coding region: 1-918 (305 amino acids)
Biological process (GO): regulation of transcription by RNA polymerase II
Molecular function (GO): DNA-binding transcription factor activity, RNA polymerase II-specific; zinc ion binding
Source: RefSeq, a predicted model, not a curated record
AUGUUAGCAGGCACAGCCAAUACCACGCGCCAAAAACGAUUUGCGAACAGGGCCCGCACAGGUUGCCAAACUUGCCGGCUACGCCAUGUCAAAUGCGACGAAGCACGGCCCGUCUGCAAGAAAUGCGCAACCGGAAAUCGUGUGUGCCAUUACAAGCUUGACAUGCAGCGCCCAGGCGCGUCGAGAGCCAUGGCGGCCGAGAAACAAAAAUCUGCCCCGACUGCCUUACAGAUUUGCGAGCCUGAUGCACCGGGCCAUCACUUCCAACACGACCAGCCCAGGGAAUGGGCAGAUAUAUCGAGCGACAUGCCCUGCCCUACGGACUUGUAUAUUGUGCUUGCUCACACAUCCCCAAUUCGGUAUCGCGCCGCCUUCGAGCUCAGCCGCGAUGACGAGCUUCAAUCCAUGACGCGACAGGUAUUGAAGGAGAUAGAAAGCUUUGAUCCAGUCUCUUGGGCUAGGAAGAACGAAUUUGCAACCAAGGAGAUCACGCUCUUGAUUGGACAGAUUUAUCAUGCUGCAGUACGUCUCUUCGCUACUUUGACGCUGCCUCGUGCUGCAGUCUUGGCUACGUACCCGCGUCAGAUGUCCUUCCAGGAUCUACGCGCAUCACAGCGACGCGCAGUUGUGGCUCUGGUCAAGCAAGGCCUUUUGGUGGUUGAAUAUUCCAAUUCACUUGACUGGCCUAUGAUUGUAGCGGGCGUGGCCGCGGGAACCGCACACCACGGGGAUGAAAACAAUCACGACUACAGUGACGCUCUGGCUACGCAAGAAUUUGUCGACCGCUUUUACUAUAAGGCUUGGACGAAACCAAUCUCGAGUAUCACAGCUUUCUUGAUUUUGCAAAAGCUACGUUCCUAUUGGAAGUCUAGGAAGACGGAAUGGGACGACUGUUUCCAUGAGCCUACUGCAUGCUGA